UUUCCCAAGAGCCGUCCGUCUUUCAUCCUUUCCACCAUGCCUCCUCUUACGAAGAAUACAGUUACCGAAAAGCUCUUCCAGUCACCGUCCAAGUACAUCCAAGGCCCUUCUGCUAUCAAGAAUGCACCGCUGUAUUUGGGAAGGCUGGGCAAGACAGCGCUGUUAAUUGCCGACGAGUUGGUAUACAAGAUUGCUGGAACAGCACUAACGACAGCAUUGGAGGAAGGAAAAAUGACAGUCUUAUAUGCUAGGUUCAACGGUGAAGCCUCGAUUCAGGAAAUUGCCCGAGUACAGGAUAUCGGUGCUCAUGGCAAGGCUGAAUUCGUUAUCGCUCUCGGAGGAGGCAAAACUAUCGACACUGCCAAAGCCGUCGCCGACAAACUGGGUGUUCCUUCUGCCGUCCUUCCGACGACAGCUUCUACCGAUGCACCCUGCUCAGCCCUCAGUGUCCUGUAUACCCCGAACGGAGAGUUUGAUCAGUAUUACUUCUUCCACGCAAAUCCCACUGUCGUGUUGGUGGAUACCUCUAUUGUCGCCAAUGCUCCUGCUCGCUUCUUGAGCGCGGGUAUGGGUGAUGCAUUGGCGACACAUGUCGAGGCGCGUGAGACGAGGAAUAGUACCAACUUUGGUGGUGGACUUCCUACACUCGUAUCAAGUGCCAUCACUUCCAAGUGCGAGGAGAUUCUCUUUAAAUAUGGCAAGUUGGCAUACGAGGCGAACAAGGUCGGCGCUAUUACCCCUGCGUUAGAGGCUGUUGUCGAAGCGAAUACGUUACUCUCUGGGCUCGGCUUUGAGAGUGGCGGUUUGGCUGCUGCCCAUGCUAUCCACAACGGUCUCACUGCGCUUGAAGGCACGCAUCAUCUCAUGCACGGCGAGAAAGUCAACUUUGGUACGAUCUGCCAGCUUAUCUUAUCCAACACGCCUCAGGAGGAGAUGGAUCGGUAUCUCGAGUUUAUGAUCUCUGUUGAUUUGCCUAUUACUCUGGAGCAACUUGGAGCCAAGGGCGCGACCGACGGACAACUGAAAAAGGUUGCAGAGCUUUCAUGCUCGGAAAACGAGACCAUUUGGAAUCUGGAUCGAGUGAUUAAUGUGGAUGUCGUCUUUCAUGCGAUCAAGGGUGCAGAUGCUACUGGGAGGAGUUUCUUGAAGAAGAAAGGGCUGUUGGCGUAGUGAAUGCAAUUUUUGUCUUUUCUUCAGUUGGUUGUAUGCAUAGGGUGUUUUGUUGUAUGUACAUGUAGGGCUGUCUGUAUCGUUAUGGGAUAUUUGUUGUAACAAGAACAGGAACAAGGGGUUGAUUGACGCUAUUCCAUU
This is a messenger RNA of Desarmillaria tabescens, 1311 nucleotides long. Its product is annotated as glycerol dehydrogenase. The record is from RefSeq and is a predicted model, not a curated record. Gene Ontology annotation, molecular function: metal ion binding; oxidoreductase activity, acting on CH-OH group of donors. Bases 37 to 1170 code for a protein of 377 amino acids. NCBI's taxonomy places the organism in Eukaryota, Fungi, Basidiomycota, Agaricomycetes, Agaricales, Physalacriaceae. The transcript has 6 exons.